Messenger RNA from Lathyrus sativus (Indian pea), 3240 nucleotides. The record is from the annotation of a GenBank genome assembly. NCBI's taxonomy places the organism in Eukaryota, Viridiplantae, Streptophyta, Magnoliopsida, Fabales, Fabaceae.
AUGGAAGUAGCUAAUUGUCCACAUGUACAGAAGCAGAAUUUACAGGCAUCAUGCCGAAAAGUUAAUUCUGGAUCGCAAAAAGAUCUGUGGCUUGUUGUGCGAGAUGGAACUCUGAAUGAUGUAGAGUCAGCAUUAGCAUCACUAAAAAAGAGUAGCGGCAAUAUCAAUUUGAGGAACACCUUCGGGCUGACUCCUCUUCACGUUGCAGCUUGGAGAAACCACAUUCCCAUUGUAAAGAGGCUUCUUGCGGCUGGUGCAGAUCCUGAUGCUCGGGAUGGAGAAUCAGGAUGGAGUAGCCUUCACAGGGCUCUGCAUUUUGGUCAUCUUGCUGUUGCUAGCAUCCUUCUUCAGCACGGUGCUUCAAUUUCAUUGGAGGACUCUAAAUCUCGAAUACCUAUAGAUCUCUUAUCUGGCAAUGUGUUUCAGGUUUUUGGAAAUGAACACGAUUCAGUUGCUACCGAGGUAUUUAGUUGGGGCAGUGGUGCAAAUUAUCAGCUUGGAACUGGAAAUGCGCAUAUUCAGAAGUUACCAUGUAAAGUUGAUUCACUUAAUGGUUCGAUCAUUAAGCUGAUUUCUGCGGCAAAGUUCCAUAGUGUGGCACUUACUGAUCGUGGAGAAGUGUAUACUUGGGGAUUUGGAAGAGGGGGACGUCUGGGGCAUCCUGACUUUGACAUACACAGUGGUCAAGCUGCGGUCAUCACUCCCCGCCAGGUGACUUCUGGUCUAGGUUCUCGCAGAGUGAUGGCAAUUGCUGCAGCUAAGCACCAUACUGUUAUUGCUACUCAGGGCGGUGAAGUGUUCACUUGGGGAUCCAAUCGAGAGGGACAGCUUGGGUACACUUCUGUUGAUACACAACCCACAGCUCGUAGAGUAUCUUCGUUGAAGUCCAAAAUUGUUGCCGUUGCUGCAGCAAACAAGCACACAGCUGUAGUUUCUGAUUUAGGUGAAGUUUUUACAUGGGGUGGCAAUAGAGAGGGCCAGCUUGGUUACGGCACCUCAAACUCGGCCUCUAACUACACCCCGCAUGUGGUUGAAUCCUUGAAGGGAAAGAUCUUAACUGGAGUUUCUGCUGCAAAAUAUCACACAAUUGUUUUAGGAUCUGACGGAGAGGUAUUUACCUGGGGUCACCGACUUGUUACUCCAAAACGUGUUGUGAUUACUAGGAACUUAAAGAAAAGUGGAAGCACUCCUUUAAAGUUUCAUCGCAAGGAACGACUUCACGUAGUUUCUAUAGCUGCUGGAAUGGUACACAGCAUGGCUCUUACAGAAGACGGUGCAUUAUUUUAUUGGGUCUCCUCAGAUCCUGAUCUUAGAUGCCAGCAGUUAUAUGCAAUGUGUGGGAGAAAUAUGGUGAGCAUAUCAGCUGGAAAGUACUGGACUGCAGCAGCUACAGCUACAGGUGAUGUUUACAUGUGGGACGGGAAGAAAGGUAAGGAUAAGCCGCUUGUUGCAACUCGGAUGCCUGGUGUAAAGAAGGCUACUUCAGUUUCAGUUGGUGAAACACAUUUAUUAAUUGUGGCUUCCCUUUAUCAUCCUGUCUACCCUAUCAACAUGAUUGAUGAUUCUCAGAAGCUCAAGUCGAGUAACACAAAUAGUAUGGAAGAGUUCGAUGAAGACAUUUUAUUUGAGGAUACCGAUUCCCAUAAUACAAUAUAUACAGCUCAAAAUGAUAAUCUUAGACAGAGAUCUACACCCAGCUUAAAAAGUCUUUGUGAAAAAGCAGCAGCAGAGUGUCUGCUGGAGCCACGAAAUGCCAUACAAUUGCUUGAGAUUGCUGAUUCUCUUGGAGCUGAUGAUUUGAAGAAAUACUGCGAGGACAUUGUCAUGCGCAACCUUGAUUACAUACUUUCAGUUUCAACACAUGCUGUAGCAAGUGCCUCACUAGAUAUUUUGGCGAGCCUAGAAGGGUUGUUAGACCAGAGAUCAUCUGAGGCAUGGAGUUACCGUCGACUCCCUACUCCAACUGCUACACUCCCUGUCAUCAUUGACAGUGAAGAGGAUGAUAAUGAGAUAGAGUGUCAAAAGACCUAUGACAAACCCAUGAAAAUAUCUGCAUUGAAAUUGGAGAAAGCUCAAAGGUCAGAUUCCUUUCUACAGCCCAAGGAUGAUUCUGAUAGUGAAAUCUCCAAAGUAGUUCGAGCUAUAAGGAAGAAGUUGCAGCAGAUUGAGAUGCUCGAAACUAAACAGUCUAAAGGACAUAUUCUCGAUGACCAGCAGAUGGCAAAACUUCAAUCUAAGUCAGCACUCGAGAGCUCCCUUGCAGAGCUAGGUGUUCCUGCCGAGACCUCACAGAAUAAAGAGUCAUCUUCUACACAAACAGAAGGGAAAGGUAGUAAGAAAAGUAAAUCAUCAAAAAAACAAAGGAGAAAAAGUGGCAACAAAUCAAGCAUAGAGCAGACGGAAAUAGAAUCUGUGUAUUCUAAAAGUGAAAUGAUUCCUGAAUCUGAAAACCUGUUGGACAUGCCAUCUCCUAAUUCAAAGGUGGAAGAGGAUAUCUGCAAAUAUUCCACAGCAGACCAGGGUGAAAAAGAUUUAGGUUUUGUUGUACAGAAGAAAGAUGCUUCAGAGUUGCUGAAGGGUAAGGGUCAGUCACCAAAGGUUUCCAAGAAGAAGAACAAGAAGGGUGGGCUUUCAAUGUUUCUGAGUGGUGCUCUUGAUGAUCUCCCAGAAGAGGUGGCUCCUCCUCCUCCUCCACCGACACCAAAAAAUGACGGUCCUGCCUGGGGCGGGGCAAAGUUUGGAAAGGGUUCUACUUCUCUUCGCGAAAUCCAGGAUGAGCAGAGCAAAAUAGUGGGCAACAAGCCACCUGGGGUUAAAGACAAGGUGGAUGAUCUUUCUGAUUUUGGCAGUUGCGGGAAAAUAAAGUUGAGUUCAUUUCUUCAUUCUAGCCCAAUACCUGUCGCCACAUCUCGAAUUCCCCAGGCAUCUGAUGGAGAUAAAAAUACCCCUCCUUGGGCUGCUCCAGGAACCCCUCCUCAACCAUUUAAGCUGUCUUUAAGGGACAUCCAAAUGCAACAGGUAAAGAAACAAGCCCUCUCCAGUAGUCCAAAGACUAAAACUGCUGGAUUCACUAUAGCAACUGGCCUAGGCUCCCCAUCGGAAGCAACUGGGAUGAACCGUUGGUUCAAACCCGAAGUUGAUACACCAUCCUCUAUUCGUUCAAUUCAAAUCGAGGAAAAAGCUAUGAAAGAUCUCCGACGCUUCUACACCAGUGUCAAGAUUGUCAAAAAGCAAUGUUAA